Molecule: messenger RNA, 2307 nt
Organism: Odontomachus brunneus
Lineage: Eukaryota; Metazoa; Arthropoda; Insecta; Hymenoptera; Formicidae
Exons: 2
Coding region: 117-1718 (533 amino acids)
Source: RefSeq, a predicted model, not a curated record
CGCGUCGGUCUGAUCUGGGAAAUUACUGGCGAGGAGUCGGAUGAGAUAGCGAUCAAAUUGUGGAAGGAAGCAUAGCCUUGCGGUCGUCCGACGGCGAUAAGUGAACAGUGGCAGAGAUGGAGCGGCUGAUAUUGCUCUUGCUGUCACCGGCAAUUUUCGCCGAACGACUCAAGAUCAAUGAUCCUAAUAACGAGCCGUUUCUACCGAUAUACCCCACCUACCCUUACAACCCUAAGCUAAUCAAACGAGGCGCCGAGCAGGAAUUAGUAUCACAAUUAACGCCUGAGUCGUACGAAGCGCCGAAGGAAGAUACCAGGGAUUCCUACAGCACCAGCUAUAACAACAAUUACCAAAGAGACUCCUAUUCCAAUUAUAAUCCCUACGACAAAAAUACCUCACCCUCGCCCAUCUACAACCCGUACUACAACGAGAAUCCAUACGCCUACACAAGCUCACCAUAUGUGGCCUACAACCCGUAUCCCACGCCGUACCAUGCAAUGAGUCCUGCGGCGUAUCCCGCGCCCUCGUAUCCGGACUAUUACUACCAGCCACCCUAUUACUAUUCUCAUUAUUUCAAUCACGCGCUAUUUCCGCCGCCGCCACCGCCACCGCCGCCGCCAUUGCCGCCCCCAUUGCCGCCCUCAGUAAACGUCGAUUAUCGCGAGACAUCGCAGGACUCCACCGAGACGGAGAACGACAAGCAGGACAAGGAUAAGAAGAGCAAGAAGCCAAAGCAGGACGAAACGAAUCGAGACGCGUCGGCGAGCCAGUUCGUUGACGGCGGAAACUACAUAUCCGGUAACUCGAGGGAUCUCGACGGGCAGUCUAGCACGUACAAAGUAACCAGCCCAUACAAUCAAGUCGAGCAAGAUGUUCAGGUGAAGAACCCAUCGAUUCCUUUACCCAAGACGACGUACAGAGUAAUCAGCGUGGCAGGACAGCCAGUUGGUCCGGAUUACCCUCUGCCCGCUCAGUACGUCAAGGCUCAGCAGAUAGAGCAUUUGAUGAGCCAAACAUUGGCCAAGCUCUUCGCACAGAAUGAGCAACAGCAAGUGGGUCAGUCUUAUGAGAGCAAUAAAGACAGCCUGAGCGAUGUCAACGACGGAUCGAACGUCAAUCAAGACACUUACAACCCAAGCACACAGUCGUACGUGGCCGUUCCUGGUGCGAAAACCAAGACCGGUGGUUACGUGAUAAACUCUGAUGGUGUCGCCAAAGUCAACGGGGAACAGGUGAAUUCUCAGGUGACGUCGUCUCAAACUACCUCGAGCAGGAAUGCGAAAUACCCCAAUAACUUGUAUGUACGGAAGCCGGCAACGCACGCGAUACUGGGUCAACCCCAAACAACCUUGGACCUCUCCCAAGUGACGUACGUUUCGCAACAAGGUAACCGCAACAAGCAUCGCGAGCGAGUGAACAGUAGGCCGACAGAUCACGAAUCAACAGUAGCAGACGAAUACGACUCUUACGACGUGACGCAGAGCUACACUUCCAGUCCGUUCGACAGCAAGCGAGAACAAAAUUACGAAAAUUAUCAGAGGCAAACGGGUACAUACCGCAGUAAGGAUUUCAUUGCCGUGCCUCAGACACCCCGAACAUACAGCUACCAAUAUUCAGCUUACGAAUCGGACCAGGCGACAACGGCGGAGCAACCACAGCAGGACAAAGUCAAUUCGGAUGAUGGCGACUUCGGGGUUAAGCAGUACAAUAAGGGUUGACAAGGGAUUGAUUCAUGCGGCAAACGUAUAUACGACAUAGUGAUAGAAAGAUGGUGCUCUCGUACAUAAGAUGUACAUUGCAGUUGUUGUUGUUUUACAUUUAUAAAGUCAUUAUUAAAUCGAAGCAGCUUCCUUCAUUCUUGACGUUAAGGUGCUUCAUAUACUCUGUUGAUAUUUAUUAGUAUGUUAAUUACUUUUCGUACACAAAAAAUGUUCACCGUUUGUGAAACUCAAUCACGAUAUCGUACACUGAGGAAGAAAUGCUUGAAAACUUACUUAUGCGGGGGAUACAAGUUUAUUUUACAGAAAUAAAUUUUAUUAUUCAGAAAUAAAUUUAUACUUUAUAUUCCACAAAUAAAUUUUUAAAUAUAUUUUUCUCAAUGUACGUUGCGUAAUUUCAUUGUCUGUCGCUUUAAAGAACGAAUGAAAAAAACAAAAUACUGUCACAUACUUCGUAAGCUUUUUACACUUUGAAAGACUCUUCUAUAUUUAUAUAAAAAAUUAACAUCGCGUUAUUACUCGUACUUGGUGAGGGAUAAUCACGAGACAAAAUAAAUCACAUUUCUACCUUCACUUUGUGAAAUAAAAA